AUUCGGACCAAUUCAAUCAGCCAAAGAGGCUCUACUACGCCCACCACUUGACCAUCGCUCUUUCCCCGACCGUCAGACUUUGCCCUCGAGAACGCGCUUUCCCACAGUCGAGCUUAUCACCAACUCGGAAUCAACAUGUUCGCCAGGCGGUCCAUCUCCGUCAAGGCUCUGCCUACCACAACCUCCUUCGUCCAGACUCAGCUACGAUGCCUGCACGCCAAAGUCGCCGCAAAGGACAUACCGAAACCCACUCCAUUCGUCCCAGAUGCUCAGACCUUCCUCACCCUCAUUGGCCGCAAAAUGUCCCAGCACGCCCAAAAGAUCCCCGACUGGACUGCUCUCUUCUCUCUCUCAUCACUACAGUUGCGCGAACUCGGCGUGGAACCCGCUCGUAGUCGCCGCUACUUAUUGCACUGGCGCAACAAGUUCCGCCAAGGCUCGUUCGGAAUCGGUGGUGACCUGACAGACGUCCAGGAUGGCGUUGGCGAGCUGAGGAUUGUCGAGGUUCCCGCUGCUUCUGGUACCGCCACUCUGACAAGCUCUCCUGGUAUGCGCAAGAUUAUUGUCAACGUCCCUGCUGGUCAGGACAAGCCUUCACGAUCGCUCGAUCAGAUCAAGCCCGUCCAGGGUACAAAGGUUAUCAGGUCAAACAUCAUCGGUGGUCCCAGUGUCGAGGCCAUCAAGGAGAAGCCUGGUGCUGCAAAGAUUGUCGCAAAGGAGGGUCUCUGGGAGAUCAAGCGUGGUCACAAGAUCGAUGGUGGUGAGAGAAGAAAGGCCGAAGUCAGGUACAAGAGACGCGUAGAGGAGAGAAAGACCACCAGAGGUUAGAUUUCAUCUUGACCCUUCACUGUAAAAUACUUUUGUACCUUCUAUCAUGUCCGAUUUCCUUGUGUAUACCAUUACAUCAAAUCAACAUAUAUUUCCUUCUU
Molecule: messenger RNA, 929 nt
Organism: Aureobasidium subglaciale EXF-2481
Lineage: Eukaryota; Fungi; Ascomycota; Dothideomycetes; Dothideales; Saccotheciaceae
Exons: 1
Coding region: 136-828 (230 amino acids)
Cellular component (GO): mitochondrion
Source: RefSeq, a predicted model, not a curated record